AUGAAAUCAGGAUCUGAGCCCAGCGCCAAAUCCGCUCAACCUGCAGCCAAAAGUCAGAGCAGAUCUGCUGGCUCUGGCAAACAGGCCGCACCAACGGUCACCAAACAGGCCGUACGAGCCGCCAAUGAAGCAGCACCUGCUGCCAAACAAGCCGCACCGCCUGCUGCGAGAUCCCCUGCGCAACCGACUAGAAAAGGGAAGAGACCAUACCAUCACGUCAAAUCUAAGCCCGCGUGUGAGCCAUGUCGCCGCGCGAAAAAGAAGUGUACUCACACGCUUGAAGAAGUCCAGGCCAUCAACGCAACAGAGGCAGCAAAGGAGGCAGAGGCGGCAGAGGCAGCCGCGCUAGCAGAAGAGGAGGAAGGCAGUGACACGCCGCAAGCACCAAAGGCGAAGAAGGGCAAGAAGAGAAAGCAUGGCGAUGACGACAGUGAUGAUGGCCCGGGCCAGAAACUAAUCCUGAAGGGACCAAAGGGAAAGCAACCUGAGACACAAGCACAGGACAAAGCUGGGCAGCCCAAGAAAAGGGGAAGACCUCCUAAGGCUUCUCCAGUCGCCCCUCGGUCUCCUGUUGCCGGGCCCUCAGGCAGUGCUGCCUCUUCACCCUAUUCCGAUCCAUUGGACACAUCAGGCGAGAUUGUGACGCACGAGUUCAUGAGUCGGCAAUUGCGAAAGUGCCUCGACGGGGCCGAGGCCAGAUGGAAAGAGGCCAUGGACGCCAUGGCGACGGCCGAGCAGGCUUUGGAUGCUUGGAGAGACUUUUACGUGAAGAGCGGUUGA
This is a messenger RNA of Aspergillus saccharolyticus JOP 1030-1, 780 nucleotides long. RefSeq lists its product as uncharacterized. The record is from RefSeq and is a predicted model, not a curated record. The transcript is spliced from 2 exons. Bases 1 to 780 code for a protein of 259 amino acids. Lineage: Eukaryota; Fungi; Ascomycota; Eurotiomycetes; Eurotiales; Aspergillaceae.